CGGCCGAGAUGUACGUCCUGGGGGACACCACGUACGGCAGCUGCUGUGUGGACGAAGUGGCCGCCGAGCACGUGGGUGCCGAGGCGGUGCUGCACUACGGGCCGGCCUGCCUCAGCCCCUGCAGAAAGCUCCCGGUGCUGCACAUCUUCGGGCAGCAGCCCCUGGACAUCGGGCGUUGCGCAGAGGCCUUCCGGGAGCUCUACCCCGACCGGCAGAGCCGUGUGGUGGUGCUGAGCGAUGUGGUCUAUGCCCACGCGAUGGGUGAGCUGGAGCAGCAGUUGUGCCCCGAGUACCCCAACAUCGUUUUCUCCAGGGUGGUGUGCGGGGACCCUCCUGGCCCUGCACCACCCAGGGAGGUGUGGCGGUUUGGUCGCCAGUUCCUGGUGGAGGCGCCGGGAGGGCUGCAGGACUGCGCCAUGUUCUACGUGGGAGCCGAGGGCCUGGCCCUCACCAGCUUCAUGCUGACCUGGAACUGCUGCCCCUUCAGCUCCUUUGACCCUGCCACCGGCUGCGGCCGCCGCGAGACCCUCAACGUCAACCGGGCCCUGAUGCGACGCCUCUACCUGGUGGAGCGGGCCCGGGAUGCCCGGGUGGUGGGCAUCCUGGUGGGCACCCUCGGCGUGGCGGGCUACCUGGCCGUGCUGCAGCACCUCCGGGAGCUCCUGCGACAGGCCGGCAAGCGCAGUUACACGCUGGCUGUGGGGAAGCCGAACCCCGCCAAGCUGGCCAACUUCCUGGAGGUGGACAUCUUCGUCCUGGUGGCCUGCGCUCAGAACUCCCUGCUGGACUCCAGCGACUUCUACCGGCCCAUUGUGACCCCCUAUGAGCUGGAGCUGGCCUGUAACCCAGCCCGCGAAUGGACGGGGAACUACCUCACUGACUUCCGAGACCUGCUGCCAGGUGCCUGUGCGCACGUUGAGCUCCCACCGGUCGUCCCUGCAGCGGAGGCCGUUCCUGACAUCUCGCUGAUCACAGGGGAGAUGCGCGCCACCCACCUCUGUGACCCCCUGGCCCCCCAGCUGCCCCCCAGCACCACCCUGGCCUGCAGGGACCAGACGCGGGCCCUCGCAGAGAUCAGCCCUGCUGCCUCCUUCCUGGAGUCCCGCAGCUGGCGGGGCCUGGAGCAGCAGCUGGGGCAGACGCCCGUCUCCAAGGCUGUGCAGGGCCGACGAGGAAUUGCCAUUGCCUACGAGGACGAGGGGCGCAAGCAACCCUGAUUCGGCAGCAGCAUCAGCACCCAGCCAGGAGCAGGGGGCAUGCAGGGGCCUGGGCGUCACCAGGUGUCGGACCCGUGAGGGUGGUCACGAGGGUCUGGACCUGCCACCAACUGGCCCCGUGCUGGGUGUGGCCUUGGGUCAGUAGUACUGCGGUGGGAGAGCAGGAGUUGCAUGUGUGUGGGUGAUGCCCGCGGCACCCCGGGCUCACGGCCAGGGCAGCAGCAGGGCCAGGAGAGGCGCUUGGCCCAGACCUGGCCUCCAAGGGCUCCCCACUCCAGGACAGCUUUGGCCCUACAUGGGAAGGGUCACAGCUUCGCACGAGCCGACAGCGCCAGGACUAGAGGCUUAUGUGGGCUACUGCUGCUAACUA
Molecule: messenger RNA, 1587 nt
Organism: Aptenodytes forsteri (emperor penguin)
Lineage: Eukaryota; Metazoa; Chordata; Aves; Sphenisciformes; Spheniscidae
Gene: DPH2
Product: DPH2 homolog
Exons: 5
Coding region: 9-1217 (402 amino acids)
Biological process (GO): protein histidyl modification to diphthamide
Molecular function (GO): 2-(3-amino-3-carboxypropyl)histidine synthase activity
Source: RefSeq, a predicted model, not a curated record